UGAGGGCUCUUCAUCGGCGGCUCUGAAAUUUGAGAGUUGGCAGCCACUACCUGAGCCACAAAGGACAAUAGGUUGCAAGUCAGCUGGUGCUCUGAGCAGAACAUCAGCUUGGAAGAGGCUCAGGAGGGAGGAUGACUAUUGCUUGACAUCACUCAUGGAGGUUUUAUCCGUGGUCUACGAGGAAAGACAGCUUGAGGGGUAGCUACAGCUGGGAAGGAGACAGGAUCGCCUCUCAGGCUUGUGGGACGAUGAUUUAGCUUCUCUUGAUAUUCUUGUGCCUGUGUAUACUGCAGAUAUUAACAGUCAUGACCAGGUCCUGAAUUGCACCGAGAUCUUCUCGAAGCUCAGUGCCUAGAACUUCUCACUGGUCCCCAGUCAGAGUGGCACACUGCGCCGCAACAUGCACCAUCAAGAGCACACUGCAACAGCACGGAUCUGGAGCCCAGCAGAGAGAGAGAUGGUCAGUCUGUGCAUGCUGGCCUCUGUUGAGAACAACUGGCUGCCAGUUGAGAGGACAGCGAUUGUUUGUGAUAUUUCCAAGAUAUGUCCAAGUGCAGAAAACCUUUACCUUCCGGAACAAGGAAGCACCACCAAUCAUGUGCUAAGAAAGGAAGUGCAACAGCGUGACCAAAAGGAAACAGGAGCGUGCGACAGCUUCGCGGGAUUCCGCAUUCGGAGGUUCCCCGCGCCAGUGUCAUGCAGUAUCAGAGAGGAAUCCAACAAGGACAACGUAGCUCCUCUGAAGAGUAGCCACCUGUCAAGCCAGAUCAGUUUUUCCAAAGGAUGGAAGGAGAUGAAAAUGGCAUCAGCUGUUCACCCUGGCAGUAUUCAGCAGGAUUAUUCUCACAGGGAAAGUAGUUUGGAACCAGCUCUGAGCUGCACAGUUCUCCAGACAGCAAACCCAUCGCAGUCCACUGGUAUGAGCCCAAUUCCCUCGGAUUUACCGCUGGUUGAUGCCAAGGGCUCACCAAAUGUGGGCUUCUCAUCCAUCACCUUCUCAGCACGCAUGGUGCCCCACACCACAAACACAUCACCCCUGGAGUGUUCGCCCGCAGAACCCAGAUUCCCGACCUUAACUCAUGGUGGCCAUUUGGCCCAGGACAAGGACUCCGCUGCUACGGCCCAGGGAUAUUCCAUGGUGGACUGCGACAGCAAGCCGUUGUUGGGUAAAAGAAAGCCUGUCAGCGUAAAAAUGACAGAUCACAGGCAAAGCUGUUUCUUGGGCCAGGACGUCUGUGAAACAAGAGCUCCUGAGAUCAGACAAAGUAGCACCGACGGAGAGAACAAGGAGAAUGCCUUUUCUGACUUCUGGCAACAGGAUAGCUCUGAUUUCUAUGAGUCCUCAGCGCAGUGUAGCCACUGCACUUGCAGUCGACUGGAGGUGUCGGUCAGUGCUGUGAACUCGGUCUUGUACCUGAACAGGGCACUGACUGUUUUGCUGGGGAAAGGCACCAUGGAGCCCAGCAAGGCUGAUGCUUAUAGAUCUACCCUGUCGCUGCGCCUUCAGAGUACAGCCCUUCACAGACAAGCCCUGAACCCUCCAGGGAGGGGAAAUGAAUUGGAAAGACCCAGGAGGCCGUCAGGCUACCCUGGUGUGCGUGGGAGUCUGGAAUUCAAACUGUGCUCCACGUCUCCAGCAUCGACCCAGCCAAGCUCAAGACUUAAAGACUCCGCUAACAACAUGACCUCGGAUUUAAACAUGUGCUGCUUGACAUCUGAAGUGUCACUGUCGGAGUCAAGGCACUUGUCCGCUGAGGUUUUGAGUCAAGAUCGAGCUGGAAACAAGAAGACAUGUCAGUGCCGAAACAGUGGAGGGGGCACAGGGGACGCUAGCGAUGCCCAAGUUGUGAAUGCUGGGAAUUCUGGGAGAACAUCGCAAGGUCAGAGAAGAGUCGUGAAAGGUUCAUACACUGCGUGGAGCGUGGACCACAUUUCAGAAACUCCCGGGUCCCUGGCUGUCAAGUCCAGCUGGAAAUUAGUGCCACAGAAGACUGCGAUGAGCGGUCUUACUCUCAGGGAGGCCCUGCAGCUGUUUCGCCCAGACUUCAUCACUCAUUCCCAGGACAGACUGCUAGCGCUGGAGCGACGUGCCCUGGAGCGCAGGUCUGCUGUGUCCCCAGGCCAGGAAAUGGGGGGGCCACAGGGACACCGAAGGAGAAAAUACACCAAGCCCCACCCUCUGAGCGAUAACCUUUUCAAACCCAAGGAAAGAAUCAUCUCAGGAAAGGAGAUGCAGAGCCGAUCCAAGCGGAUAUACAACAAGCUGCCCGAAGUAAUGAAGAAGAAGGAGGAAGAGAAAAAGAAAAUAAUGUCCCAGACCAAUAGACUUCGGGUCGAGCUCUUUAAGAAGAAACUUCUAGAACAGGUUCUUCAGAGAACUCAUGACUGAAGAAGACUUAGAAGAGAAGAUAAUUCUUCUUUUCUGCUUCCAUGCACCCAGCUACUGAGAUGGACCUUCAGCCAAGGACCUUGCCUUCAAAACAUGGGAUAAGACCCAGGUAGAGGGUGCAGCACGUCAUGAAUGAAAGUGCCCGAUCCUGGCACAUGUACAGUUGUUUUCUCCAGACACAUGCAAGUUGUGUUUAUUUGAUGGGACAUGUGAAAUCGUCUGGUCCGCUCAUGUCCCUUUGCUUGUCGGAGAUAAAUUCACCUCAUCUUGCUGCAUCGACAUCAUUCGACAAAAACCUUUCAUUUUAGACCUAGUUGGUCUAAAACUUAACAAACACAGGGCGCUGAUGCCGUAAGUUAAAAUAGAUGUACAACAUGUUUGGUUCUUUUGGUACAUUCUUCCUGUAUGUACAGUACUGCAGUUCCCUUUCUGCAGUUAACUGGCACCUGAAGUGUUUGAAAUAAUUGGUAACGCUCUUCAGUAACUGCACCUUCAAAAGCAUUAAUCAUGCAUUCAUACAACACAGUGCACCUUCAUAAUGCAUUCAUAAUUCAUUAAUAGAAUGCAUUAGCAUGCCUUAACAACUUUCAAAUAGAUUAAUAACAAACAUUAUGUAAUAAUAUGAUUGUAAUGUUUGUUAUUAUAAUAUAUUUGUUAUUAAUGUGUAUUACACCUGUUAAGGUAUGUUAGGAUGUUAAGGAAUACUUACAUGUUGCUUAUGAAUGCUCUAUGACUGCAUUAUGAAGGUGCAGUUAAUGUAAAGCGUUACCAAAUAAUUCGGCUUAAUAAAUAAUAAUUUGGAGUAAUUUGUCCUUUCUGCUUAAUCCUCUCUCCAGCCUAUUAGAUGAAUACGGUGAGAAAUGGAUGUAACUGAAUUGUAGAAGAGCUGUACACGACUUUAUGUCAGGAUUGUAAUGAAAAUAAGUGCAUCACUUCAUGUAUUAUGGCUGUGCAUUAAACCUGAAAAUGAAACGUGUCACCUUUUCGCUCUUACCCGUCUGACAGACACGGGUAACGCGUUUAGCAGCAAUUGACCAUUGUGACGACGCUGAAUGCAUUACAAGCUCUUGCUCGGUCCUCAGAAAAGCACGAUAAAUUUAAAUUACUGUGGGUGUAUUUGGAUCAGACGAACUCAUCUGAUCUGAAUGUGUCAUCUGCUACUUAAAUGUCAAUAUUAAUGCAAAUGUACAUAAGUUUGUUUACUUACAGUGUUAUGUAAAAAAAUUAAUGAGUGCUAAUACACAGGCCACCAUGUUACGCAACUAAGUAAUACAUCGGCUAGUAACUUUAUACAUCAUCAUGAAUAUUGCAGGUAAUUUAAUCAAAGGUGUGAAGGGUCUUUCUUAACUUCAUAUACUUCUAACGAUGUAUAUAGUCUGUAAAACAGUCCAACCUUCAAAUUUUCUUUGUGUAUAUAAAUUUAUACAAUUUCACUUCAAUUUUCAGUAUGUGUGCACAU
This is a messenger RNA of Brienomyrus brachyistius, 3848 nucleotides long. RefSeq lists its product as uncharacterized. The record is from RefSeq and is a predicted model, not a curated record. The coding region runs from base 401 to 2389 and encodes 662 amino acids. Gene Ontology annotation, biological process: regulation of centriole replication. The transcript is spliced from 9 exons. NCBI's taxonomy places the organism in Eukaryota, Metazoa, Chordata, Actinopteri, Osteoglossiformes, Mormyridae. Gene Ontology annotation, cellular component: centrosome; cytosol; centriole.